GACCUUUUCAUUUUAGACGGAACAUUUUCGAAAAAUACGAAAAAUGACUUCCUCUAACAAGAUUCUUCUAGUGUUUCUUUUAUUCUUUUGUAUUCAGGACGUUGCAUCUGAAAAUGGUCUUGACGUUAGUGCGCUCAGUGGAAAAAGCAAAAAGUUCUUUUUCGAUAUGACAAAGCAAGUUAUGGGAGUUCCAUCAUUGAAGCCAGAAAACCUGGCAGCCCAAGCGUUCUUCCGUAGUUUCUUGGAUAAGUAUACAAAGUUGGAUGACAAAGUGAAAAAUGAUAUGACACAGCACGUACCAAAGGCGACGAAACUUUUUGAUGCAGCUGCAAAAAAAUACAACAUUGACCCAAGUAGCGCAUUCAAAAUGCUCUCCACCUUUUUCGAGACUUUCAAGAAAGGAGCGUCUAGUGAAAUGGCAUCGAAGGGUCUUCAAAUGGCUGGCAAACUCCUUGGCGGUAAAGGAAGUGGUGGCGGAGGUGGACUCUUGGGAUUCUUGGGAACUCGUCGUUAAUUUUUUUCAAUUUUUUCUAAAAAAGGAUUUGUAAGAUAAAGUAGUGUUUUUUUAUAUAAAAAUUUUGAAAGUGAAUA
Molecule: messenger RNA, 591 nt
Organism: Caenorhabditis elegans
Lineage: Eukaryota; Metazoa; Nematoda; Chromadorea; Rhabditida; Rhabditidae
Gene: K02F3.9
Product: DUF148 domain-containing protein
Exons: 3
Coding region: 44-514 (156 amino acids)
Source: RefSeq, marked reviewed